This is a messenger RNA of Adineta ricciae, 1665 nucleotides long. NCBI's taxonomy places the organism in Eukaryota, Metazoa, Rotifera, Eurotatoria, Adinetida, Adinetidae. The record is from the annotation of a GenBank genome assembly.
AUGCCUCCCCAUGGAAGUACCCUAAAAUCUACUUAUAGCUACCAGAAUGCAGGAUAUCAAUUGAAUAAAACAGAGUUCAGACGAGCAAUUUCGUGCAAUGAUUAUCAUACAGUAUCCACAGAAGAAUUACCAUCAUCAACAUCCAAAAUAUCAAAUAAUGACACUGUCAUAUGCAUUCCUGAAUCUACAGUCGCAAUCAAUCAUCAUGAGAUAAAAAAUGGACGACAGCGUCUCCGUUGGAAUUUAGUUUUUAAUAUACUUGUAUGGAUAAUUUGUCCGUUACCGUUCUGGCUUCCGUUUGUUUCCAAUCAACUCGCUAUUCAUGUUUUACCUUGCAUACAAUGUUUUUUCGUAUUCAUCUGGCUUGUCAUUAGUGUUCUUGCUGGACGCAAUGCAUUUCGACUCUUUCGCCAUCGACAUAAUGAUUAUUCUGCGUUGUUAACUGCCGAUGAAAGAAAUACGAUUCAGCAUGUGGUUGUGAUUAGUUGUUACAAAGAGCCGUUAGACUUAAUCAAACGAAGUGUUGAUACUCUUGCAGCACAAACUGUAGUUAACCGAAUAACGAUGGUUAUUUCGUUCGAAGAACGUACUCCAGAUGUUCACAUGAAAUGUCAAACAUUACAAACUCAUUAUGCACAAGUCGGUUUUCAAAAUCUUAUUUUUACAAUCCAUCCGUAUGGACUAGCAAAUGAAAUUCCAGGUAAAUGUUCCAAUGCAAAUUAUGCUCUACGUACAGUUGUCGAACAAUUAAAACUGCUGGAAAAGAAUGGCGACCAUAUUCUCAUUACAACAUGCGAUGCCGAUUCACAAUUUCAUCGACAAUAUAUAGCUGCACUGACAUAUCAGUAUACGAAAGCACAUUAUCCAGCAUUGACAACACUCUAUCAGCCACCGUUGUUUUACAACUGGAAUCUAGAUGGUUUGUCAUUUUUUACGCGUGUCACUGGAAUCCUUCGAAGUACAUUAAUGUUAGGUGCAUUGAUACCAUUUUCGAUAAAUACAAUGAGUAUUUUCUCUUUUUCGUUAUCGUUGGCUAAAGCAGGAAACUUUGUGCAUCCUGCUUACCAGAUGGAUGACAUCAUAUGUUUGAUACGAUGGAUGGGUGUGACAGGCCGUCGUCUUUCCAUUGAAAUGGUGUUGACGCCUGUCUUGAGUGGUCCUACAUGUGGUCGUACGAUUGAAUACGAAUUCAUGGAAUGGGCAAGACAAGCACGACGAUGGACGAUUGGUGCAGCUGAAGUCUUUCAUUAUUUCAUGGUGAAAUCUCGACGUAUUCCAUUACUGACGUCAGUUUCAUGGUCGGUAACUUUUCUCAUUUAUUACGGUAUAUUACUCUGUUCAAGUGGUCUCUAUAGUCUAACAUCUUUUCUCGCAACAUUAGUUCUUCUUGAAGAAAUUCCCAGUUAUAUUCUCUAUGCGAUGUAUGCACUCGCUACAAUUCAAUUCAUGGCAUUUUUAAUUGCUUUUAUUAUCGAUGCAUUUAUUCCUCGAUUGUUAAACGUUAAUGAAUGUAUAUUUUUUCUUCGAAAUCUUUUCCAUUUCUGUAUGACACCGUUCGUGUUAGUUGCUUACUCACUAGUCGAAUUUUAUGCUUUACAUGAAGUGAUGAUACGUGGUAAAAAAGUUUGUAAACACGGAGCGUCGAAUAAAAAUACAUUGAAUUAA